CGGCGGGUCUAACGGGGCCCGGUUACGGAAGCCGCGGAGGGCUGCGGGCCGGCUCCCUCAGGAAGUUCGCCGUGCGAGCCCCCGUAGCGGCGCAGCGGUCUCGGGCCUAAUGGCGGCCAAGGAAGCCAGCGGCGGCGAGGGGCUGGGGCCCGGGGGCGAGAAGCCCGUCACCUACUACCGGUUGAAUGAGGUGGCGAAGCGCAACUCCAUGAAGGAGAUAUGGCUGGUGAUCCACGGGCGCGUCUACGAUAUCACCCGCUUCCUCAACGAGCAUCCUGGUGGAGAAGAGGUGCUGCUGGAACAGGCUGGAGCAGACGCAAGUGAGAGCUUCGAAGACGUUGGCCACUCCUCUGACGCCAGGGAGAUGCUAAAGCAGUACUAUAUUGGUGAUGUGCACCCGAGUGACCUUAAGCCUGAGAGUGGUAAGAAGGAACCUUCGAAAAGUGAUGCGUGCCAAAGUUGCUGGUCCUACUGGAUCUUCCCCAUCAUAGGCGCUGUUCUCCUAGGCUUCCUGUACCGUUACUUCACGUCAGAGAGCCGAUCUUCCUGAGGAGGCCUUGUCGGAGUCUGGAAAGCAAACCCACUUGGGAGUGAGAACCAGAGACUGUUGGGACGCUGAGUACUGCCCUGUUUGCGAAUCCUGCCCAAUGUAUCAGCCCCUUGGAGCCUCGAUGGUUGGCCAGGCCCCCCGCCCCCCACACCAACUCUCAGAGCUUUGCUUACCAUUCUUGCCCCUGCCUCAGCUUCCUCUGCCUUGGUUUCCGCAGGCUUCUCUACCUUUAGAAACUCACUUUCCUGAUUGUCACUCUUAGUCGCAUUUCCCCCCCAGUUAAAAUGCUUUUCAAAACAUUGAACUGCAUAUUAGACGUGCCCAGAAGGUGAGCACUCUCUGGAAGUACACACGAGAAUGUUUCGGCUUCAUUUUAUGUAUCAUUAGUGGUUUAGUUUGUGAAAUUGCCCGCUAGACUUGAAGCACAUCUGCCCAAGCUCCAUGUUCCCUGUUUGUAUUUGUUGAAACUAGAAAGAAUCGUGUCAUGCGAUUCCAGCUGAUCCUCUCCUUCCCCACCCGGCGAUGCUGAGGGCUCACAACUGGCAGUGCUCAGGGGACCAUUUAGGAUGAUGGGGAUCGAACCUGGGUCUGCUGCGUGCAAGGCAAAUGCCCUCCCCUCCUCCCUAGAGGCUAGAGUGGCAGGCCGGGCACGCCACCCAUGGAGUCCAGGCUGUGUGAUUUCCACCUGGCACUGCGUGUGUUGACUUCCCUUUUGUUUACUGAGAACGGGGAAAAAAGAGAAAGGGAGAGAUUGGUGCGAUGGGGUGAUCCAUGGUAAAUGUUUCUUCUAAAGAAGAUUGAAAACAUUAGGACAGGAGUAUAGAAAUGGCCCAUGAACACCGGUUUAUCGCCAUCUGUUUACUCCCCCCCACCUGUCUCCCUCUCGCGCUCUCUGUGUGUCUCUCUGUCUCUCUCGCAUCAGGGCCUUAGACUCCUAGGGCAAGCGCUCCACCGCUGAGCUCUGUUCCUGCCCCCCUCCCCUUCCUGCAACCAACUUUUCUUGGUCAAAUACAAAUUUGUAAUGACGUCUGUAGAAUUUUACCAGAAAAUUUUGAUGCUUUUAUGUUUUUUGGUUAGCAAAAACUUGAUCCUACCUUUUUAUAAAAGUUAGAAGAGGUAGAAUAUUUGAUCCGUUUACCCUGGUCAAAUCACUUUUCUAGCGAGGCGGCGUGAGGAGGAUGUGGGCAGUUAUGGCAGGUUUUUUCUCUGUCAUCUCUUUUUUACUUCCUUGGCUCCAAUUUGUGGUUUUAUUCUGUUUUCCAUUGAGAAUAAAAAACAAACAAAAAACUGGCAGUUUUUCUCUUGAAUGAGUGUUUUCCUUGAGAAGGUGAUUAUGUGGAAAUCCGUUAUUAUUCCUCGUGGUGGAGGAGUCUC
Molecule: messenger RNA, 1924 nt
Organism: Sorex fumeus (smoky shrew)
Lineage: Eukaryota; Metazoa; Chordata; Mammalia; Eulipotyphla; Soricidae
Product: cytochrome b5 type B
Exons: 5
Coding region: 110-550 (146 amino acids)
Cellular component (GO): intracellular membrane-bounded organelle; mitochondrial outer membrane
Molecular function (GO): heme binding
Source: RefSeq, a predicted model, not a curated record